This is a messenger RNA of Paramuricea clavata, 420 nucleotides long. The record is from the annotation of a GenBank genome assembly. NCBI's taxonomy places the organism in Eukaryota, Metazoa, Cnidaria, Anthozoa, Malacalcyonacea, Plexauridae.
AUGAUAGAUGAAGGGUACUGGACCUUUAAACAGCUUAGGAAAGAGCUGGAGGAAAACGGGUUGACACUUAUGGAAUAUCCCGAUGGAAGGAUAAGGAUCGACUUUGCUAAGGGAACAAAUUCCGCAAGACUCCGGAAUCUCACGAGUAUUCUGGGUUACCGGUCCUGCAAUGGUCCUACAUACACACCACACAUUAGCGAUCGUCCCGUGGACAUCCAUGAAGGCUUGCGGUACCUCACAGUCAGUUGUAACCUUGUGAAUCGCGAGCAUAACAUCGGACCAUAUGGAAAUAGGAGUACCGUCAUCACUUCCCUUCCCAUCGAUGGAACAAGACCUCUCUUUGGAACCACGACGAAAUACAACGACAUUGAAAGCCAAGUACGGGUGGAUGCUGGCAAAUACAGCGAAAUCCGUUUUUAG